ACUUGAAUGUCAAUUAUGGUACUUGUUUUUCUCUAUUUCCGUUAGGAAAAUCAUUUCCUCAUUUUUAAGGAACUUGUUUUCCCAGAGAAAAUGUGUUUCAAAACAUUUGGACCAACCAAAACAUGUGAAAAUUGGAAAAAAUUUCCGGUAAAUGUUUUCCUCCAUAUUGAACACACCCUUAGAGAUGUUGUUGUGUUUGGUUAAUUGGGAGCAGGUGAGCUGGGUGUGCGUGAUUAUGGGGUUCGUACCGGAGAGAAUCCUGCGAUUUAUAGAAGAUAAAUUACGGUGUUCAGCUUAAAUGGGGAUUAUGUUGUUUCUAGUUAGAGAUUGUCUUUGCAGGGAUAGAUGCAAAUUCUUCAUUGGAUCUAUGAAAUAGGAAUAGAAGAGCUGAUGAUCUGGGGAUGGAAGAUUAAAGCCUGUUUAUCUAAUAUCUAUCAAUGAGCUAGGCAUUAUCCAAACUAGUUGGGUUGGUUAUAUGAAUCCUCUAUAUUUGUUCUGUUCAAGUGGGACUUGAUUCCUUUCAAUACUGGUAAACUAAUUUGUAGAUUAAGGCAAAUUACGGUUUAAAACUAUCAGUUCUGUAAAUCUCAAAGUUAGAGCAUUGAAAUGCAAGUCCUCCACCAUAUUGAAAGGACUCCAAGUAAACACUAGUACCGUAAGUAUAAUAACAAUAACCAAGCAUUAAACCAAACUAGUUGGUAUUGAUUACAUGUAUUGUUGCUCUUCCUUUGUAUUCUUUAACUAAAUUCACAUGUAUUAUGAGAUUAGAAAUAUUUGAGAACAACUUUGUUUCGUGUAAUUUUAGGUGUACCUCAUCUCGUUUUAGCACUAAACUCCUAAGAGUGUCAUACCUACAGAUCAGUGUAUCUGGAGGUUUACAUAUGUCUUCUUUUUUUUUUUUGAAAUAAGAUAUUGCCAAGCCAUCUCCGGCAACUUUAACUCAUUUAUCCUCUAUAUUUUCUACAUGCACCUUCUGUCUGAUGUGAUCAUUUUGAAUCAUGUCUAAAUUUUUUCAUUCAAAAGAUCUUGGUCCACUCUUCUAUAGAACUUGCCUUUUACUUUGUUAUGUAUCCUUUUAUUGCAUAGUACUUUUGCGGCACUGAUACAUUACAACUAGCCUAUUUAAUUCUACGUUACAUCUUCAUUCAUCAUGCCAUUUUCUGAACGACUGAGCCUAAAUAUUUGACUUGUUGUAUUUAUAUACCAAAAUCCCCUCUAAUCUCACUGGGUCAUCGUUCAUCUUGUGGAGAUAAUUACAGUGCAUAUAUUUUGUCGUACUUUGACUUAUCCUAAAACCCGUAGAGUUCUUUUCCAUAAUUCCAGUUUUUGAAUUGACUUACUCGCUGGUUUCAUCAAUAUAUUACCAUAUGCAAAUAGCGCAUGAAACCUCAUCCUAUAUCUUCUUGGUCAACACUCAACACAGUUGAACCAUAUGAACGUACAUACUUUUGACACCGGUUUGGUGUUUAGUGAUGAAAUCUUUUGACUCCCUACUGGUUAACUCACCUGUAGCUAGGGAUGGUAUGGUUCAAGGUAAAAUCCUUGUGUAGACUCAAGUUAUGGUAAACCUAUCUAUAUAUCCUUUAUAUUUGAUAUAGAUUCAUAUGUUUCAAGUAUUAACUGAAGAACUCUUUUUGAUAUUCUAUCAUAUGCUUUCUCUAGAUUAAUGAAUAUUAUGUGAAAAUCCUUUUUCCUUUCCCAUAGAUUUUCAUAAAUUUUCUCUACAAAAUGUAGUCUUUGUUGUAAAUUUUGUAAACAUAUACCGAAAUUGAUUCUAUGUCAUCCUUGUAAUGUCACGAAAGUAAAGUUGUAUCAUGCUUUCUCAAAGUACCAUCAUAUGAAACAUAAGUUUAACAUCAUGAUUGUUCAUAGAAGUUUGAAUAUGUCCUUUUUCUUACAUAUCUGUACUAAUGUACUCUUUUUCUGCUCGUUUUAUAUCUUUCCACUCCUCACUAGACUCAGAAUAUGGUUAGUUAUAUUAUUUCUACCUCUCUGAGGUACUUUCAAACAUCUAUAAGGAUGUCAUCUGCAUCACAUGGUUUUCUAGCCCGCAUUACUUGUUGCAUUCUUUACUUUGGCGGAUCUAAAUCUUUCUCUAGGAAUGUAAAUAAAGUUUUUUCUGAAGAAUUACAUCCUUUUUUUAUUUUUUAUGAAGUAAUUGAUUCUAUUCAAGGCAUCCAGAAGAUGCAAAGUAGUUACAAAAGAUUGAGCACAAGAAUGUCAGCUCUAGUACUUAACUAAAGAGCAAACAAAAUCUAAAAGGCUAUCAGGGGAAUCUAUUGGGGAUAAAAAGGCCCAACUAUGUAAAUAAAAAAGACAUUUAGCUUUGAGCAUAGUUUGACUAGUUGAAAGACCAUCAAAACAUCUACUAUUCCUUUCAUUCCAUAUAGUCCAAAAGAUGGCAGCUAUCAUCUUCCAAAUCUUCUUGAUGGUGCUGUCAACUUUCCAUUGGCUCCAGCUUUCAAAAACUUCCCUGAUAGUGUUUGGCAUUACCCAUUUGAGUCCAAAAAAGGGGAGGAACAUAUGCCAUAGAUCAACAGACCAAGGAAUCCUCGGUCUGAAGAAUUACAUCCUAAUGAGGGAGAAAACUGUAAAAAGCUUUAGCUAAAGAGUGAAGAGGCAGAACAAGUGGAAGUUUUAGAUACAUGAAGGUUCCAAUUGCUGGUCCGCAAGUUGCAGCCAGGAAACUGGCAAGAUGGAUGAAUUGGAAGGUGGAUUUGUUUUGUUUGAUACUGUUACUAGUCUUCCUGUUGCCCUACUAUCAUUGCUACCUGAUGCUUUGCAACAGUGGCGUGAGGAAGGAUCGGGCUGCAGUGGGUGCUAUCUUAUUCUUGUUGGCUUUUCUCUAUGGUUUUUGGCGUUUGGGCAUUCAUUUUCCAAUGCCUUCUCCUGACAGAGGAUUUUUCACCAUAACUCAGCUGGUUAGCAGGAUUGGAGUGAUUGGUGUGACUGUCAUGGCUAUCCUUUCAGGUUUUGGAGCAGUCAAUUUGCCGUACAGUUAUCUAUCUCUAUUCAUCAGAGAAAUAGAGGAAUCAGAGAUCAAAGGACUGGAGAGGCAGCUGAUGCAGUCAAUUGAAACUUGUAUUGCAAAGAAAAAGAGAAUUAUUCUUGGUCAGAGGGAAAUGGAGCGGAUCCAAGAUUCGGAAGAGAAAACAAAAUCCAGUUCCUUCUUUAAGCGCAUUGUGGGAACAGUUGUACGAUCCGUUCAGGAUGACCAAAAGGAACAAGAUAUCAGAAACAUGGAAAACGAGGUUCAGGCCUUAGAGGAGCUAUCAAAGCAGCUGUUCUUGGAAAUUUAUGAGCUUCGGCAAGCUAAGGAAGCUGCUGCUUAUUCUCGAACAUGGAAGGGUCAUUUGCAGAAUCUUUUGGGCUAUGUGUGUUCUGUGUAUUGUGUCUAUAAAAUGAUAAAGUCUCUUCAGAGCGUUGUAUUCAAGGAGGCCGGUUCUGUAGAUCCUGUAACAAGGACAAUCAGCAUAUUUUUACAGUUCUUUGACAUAGGAAUAGAUGUCAACUUGUUAUCACAGUACAUCUCUCUCCUGUUCAUUGGGGUGUUGAUUGUGGUAUCUGUGAGGGGCUUCCUGACUAACUUGAUGAAGUUCUUCUUUGCAGUCUCCAGAGUUGGAAGUGGAUCAUCAAGUAAUGUCGUACUUUUUCUCUCUGAAAUCAUGGGAAUGUACUUCCUUUCCUCCAUUCUUUUGAUCAGAAAGAGUCUGGCAACUGAAUAUCGGAUAAUCAUAACGGAUGUAUUAGGUGGAGACAUACAAUUUGACUUCUAUCACAGGUGGUUCGAUGCAAUAUUUGUAGCCAGUGCUUUCUUAUCGCUGCUUUUGCUCUCUGCACACUAUACAGCUCGCAAGGCCGAUAAUAAGCACCCAAUUGAUUAAACCAUUUUCCUGAGUGAAGAUGCUAUAUUUUAUAGGCAAGAAUCACUUAACACUAUUCUUUGUAAUGAUGUAUCAUUGAUAUAAUAGCAAUUUUUGUAUGAUCAAAGCUCUCUGGUUUCCGUCUAA
Messenger RNA from Lycium ferocissimum, 4010 nucleotides. RefSeq names its product GPCR-type G protein 1-like. Gene Ontology annotation, cellular component: membrane. The transcript is spliced from 13 exons. Bases 2646 to 3884 code for a protein of 412 amino acids. NCBI's taxonomy places the organism in Eukaryota, Viridiplantae, Streptophyta, Magnoliopsida, Solanales, Solanaceae. Gene Ontology annotation, molecular function: abscisic acid binding. The record is from RefSeq and is a predicted model, not a curated record. Gene Ontology annotation, biological process: response to abscisic acid.